This is a messenger RNA of Aphis gossypii (cotton aphid), 2613 nucleotides long. Its product is annotated as acetyl-coenzyme A transporter 1-like. The record is from RefSeq and is a predicted model, not a curated record. The transcript is spliced from 11 exons. Bases 520 to 2160 code for a protein of 546 amino acids. Gene Ontology annotation, cellular component: membrane. Gene Ontology annotation, molecular function: acetyl-CoA transmembrane transporter activity. Lineage: Eukaryota; Metazoa; Arthropoda; Insecta; Hemiptera; Aphididae.
GGUUGAACACCACUGGUAUACGAUUUAUAUACUGUUAUAGCUGAUAACAUUUUAAAUUUAAAAUAUAGAUAGGAAUAACAAAUAGAAAUAUUGUGUUAAUUUCCGUUGCUUUACAGUUGACGUCAAAUAUCGAAAAGCACUAAUCUUCGUCACACAAUAGUCAAAAAACAUUAAAUUGUUAACAUUUUUUAAGCUUUUUCAGUUUUCUUUUAUUCAGUUUGAUGUAACAUAUCGAUUUUAUAACUUCAGCGAUAAGUAUCAUCUUAACGGCUUUUUCAAUUGUAUUAUUUACAAAAUCGUAUUAUUUCCAUAAACCACAAGAUAUGCAUUCACUGUUGGUAAAAAAAAAAAGCUAAAAGUUGUAUAACUUUUACCACUUCACACUUCUUACAGUUAAAAAUUCCAAUUUUGUCUUGAAAGUACUACUGAUGAAAGAUCAAUAUUAUUGAUUGUCUAUCGAUAAUAUUGUUUCAACAAUCAAAAUAUUAUACGUUGUUGAUAACAACUUAAGAACGAUCGAUGGAUGUGGAACUUGUGGACUUAGAGUCUGCCUACCAAGACGCAAAUGUCGUUGUCACGAAAUCAAUUACAGAAAACGGUAAAGAAGACGAAAUUGUCAUCAACCAUGAGCGAUGUAGCGACAACGGCAUGACUCCGUCCGAAUUGCAAACAGUUAUCAAACCCAACCUAAAGGGGGACAGGCUCAAUGUGACUUUGCUUGUACUAUUUUACAUGUUGCAAGGCGUACCGAUAGGAAUUUCUUUUGCCAUUAGGACGUACAUGCAGAACAUGAAGGUUUCAUACAUUCAACAGGCAAAGUUCGGUAUGGUCGACAUACCAUGGAGUUUAAAGCUAUUGUGGGCUCCGUUAGUAGACGUCAUGUACUCAGAUCGUAUAGGCAAACGGAAGACGUGGAUGGUCCCGGCGGAACUUUGUAUAGGACUGUUGCUGAUAAUCAUAGCAACGAAUAUAACAUGGUUGAUGGAGAGCGAAACGCGUAUGACCACGUUGACGUUCGCGUUCUUUUGUUUGAACGUUUUAGCCGCAACUAAUGACAUCGCAGUCGAUGGAUGGACGCUCACUUUGUUGAAAAGAGAGAAUUUAGGAUACGCAUCUACGUGCAAUACGUCCGGUCAAGCAUUGGGAGUAGCAUUCGGUUACGUAUUGUUCAUAUUGUUAGAGUCCGAGGAAUUUUGCAACAAGUGGCUACGUUUUACAGUCCAAAAAGGUGGCAUAAUUUCGAUGGAAGGAUAUUUAUUCUUCUGGGGAAUAGUAUACACUAUGGUCUCCGCGUCUAUUGCUCUAUUUGUAAAAGAGAAAUGCAAUCAGGCCGAUAAAAUCAGCCAAAUCAAUGUCAAGCAAAUGUAUAAAUUGUUAUGGAAGAUCAUAAACCUUCGGACGAUGAAAAUAUUUACUAUAGUUAUGCUGGCAUAUGAAUUUUCAUUUUCUUCCAUGGGAACAUCCGUGUCAAAUCCAAAAUUUAUGGAAUAUGGCGUGGAAAAAGAAUCCAUGGCUUUGGUUGAUCUAUCAUUGAUUCCCAUAAAGAUUUUUAUUCCAAUUUUUAUUGCUAAAUAUACAUGUGGACCGAGACCGUUGAAAAUACUUUACACGACAGUGCCAUAUUGGUUGGUGUUGGGAAUUUCUUCGGGAGUCCUUGUAUACUAUACGCCGAAUUUUAUAAGCGGCGAAUACAGUAAUUUGUCGAUAUGCUAUUACGUGAUUUUCGAACUCCUUCGUAUUUUGAGACUGGUGUUGUUAGUUGCCGUUUACUUGAGCGUGAGAUCGUUCUUCAUACGAAUCAGCGACUCUCGAAUCGGUGGAACAUACAUGUCACUAUUAAAUACCGUGUGGUAUUUUGGAAUGGCUGUAUCCCGAAUUGUGUCUCUGGGACUGCUUAGCAUGCUGACGAUCAAACAGUGUUCGACAGACCGAGAGAUGGAAUGUCUUUCAAAAACAAAGAAUAAAGAUUGCAAGAAAUUGGCUGGAGACGAAUGCGUCAUCGUUGUGGACGGCUACUUUGUCGAAGUGGCAAUUUGCACGGUUCUCGGUAUAGCGUGGUACCUGUCCUUGAGAAAAAUCCUCGAGAACUUACAGUCCAGACAAUUGAGCGAUUGGCAAGUGAACGACGACGGAUUAAUCCAUGGUGUGCUAAAAGAAUGAUCACUUUGCUUGAAACUUGUCAGGCUCUAUUAAGUCUGUUUAUGGGGCGACCAUUCCGACGAUCGUUAAAUCAUUUUAAAUACAUUUUAUCUCGAACUACUCAGGUUGAAUAUGAUGAGAGUUUGACAGGUAUAUUACUAAUUUAUGUACAAAACGAAAUCUAAAUAGUAUGUACCAAUAAUCUUCCUAUCUAUAUGUAUAAUGUAUGUAACAUAAUUUUAAGUAUAUAAACUACUAUAGGUAUUACAAAAAUAAAAAUAUGAAUUGGCGUUUUAAAUGAUAAAAUAAAGUAUAAUUGUUAAUACUUAUAUGUACUUAUAUUUGAGUAAUGGUUAUUUUCCUAUCAAUAUGUUUAUUAUUAUUAUUAAUUGAUGAAAUACUUUAUUAAAUUUUAUUUAAAAUACUUUUGACUUUGUUAUAAAAACCCACUAAGAAAAUAUAUUAAGAAUCAUU